UUUGUCUCAGUCUCACAUCGCUUCCAUUUGGCAUUUCGUUUUGCUUGGUGCUUGCUUUGCGCUGCGCUGCUCUCGUUCGCUUUGUACUUGGUACAUGCUUCCUCCCUUCCUCGCUCCUCCCUCCCUCCUUCCUCACAACAACAACAAAAAAACAACUAGUCCCUUCCACCACUUCCACUUCCCACCCCCUAGAUUUCUUCUGCUUUCGUCCUCUCCUACACCCUCCAUCUCACUUCACCACCACCACGACCACCACCACCACCACCACUACCACCCAACUAACACCUCUUUCUUUGUCACCACCCUCUCCCUACACGCCUUGGGUAGCGAGUCCGCACCCAUUCCAGUCAUUUCUGAAAGCCCUCAAAUCAAGGAUCAAGAAUCCUCAGUGUGCACACCCCUCCCCAAAAAAAGAAUACUGCAACACACACUAGACAUUCUCACCCUGAGCACACGUCCACCACGCCACAUACACCAACACAAAAUAUAGUUGGAUUGGAAUAGACAGGCGAGAAGUCUUCGCGAGACACGGCACCGAGGUGAGUUGCACGCGCCCGCCUUGCAGCGACACAAACAUUACACACCUUCUUGAGGUGGCUACCCGUGCUGCCUCGAGACAUUCUUUCACAACGUUCGAAGGAGCUGGUUGUACAAGCUGUGUGCUCCCGCUUCUUGAAUCCACGAGAUCAAGAGCCGUGCAACUGCGGUGCUUGUUUGUUAACAGGACCCUAUACUGAUAUCUAUCGCUCUUAGACGGUUUCCUUUGCCGACUGCAAGACGGAGCAACACUCAUUUCUGGGCUGUAUAUCAAUUCUAGUCCCGAAAUCACUCGAUCACGCCAAAAGUGGGCCGUAGGUCUGGGAGGAACAGGAACAAUCCAAAAUGGAACCAGAUUCUGGAAGGGGAAGGGGGAAUAGCAACAGCAUCGCCCCAGCAAAUGGAAGAACCGGAAUAUCGUCAAAUAACGAAGGAGCCUCUCGAGAUGCACCACCAAAUCGCUCUCAAUCCCCGGAUAGUAAUCAAGGAGAACCUAUGGCCACGCCGGAAGAGGAAUCAAAACGCCAGUUAGACAUUAUGGGUGACGCUGUAGAUCAGUCGUAUGGAAUCAAGGGACAGAACGAGUCGAAUCAGAUUUUUGGCGGCAGCCCUCCUCGAGAUCCCAGAUUAUUUCCGUCCACUUCAAAUACCGAGAAGCCAUCCAAGCCAAAUAACACCCUCGAGCCUCCCGUCACCAAAACAACUCUCAGUGAAUUGGACGUCAACAAGAUAGUCCAUAACCCACGUCUUCGACACGAUAUCAAUUUUGAUCCCGAUUUGCAUUUCAGGCCUAAUUUGGAUGGGGAAAAGGGGCGGAAGAAGACGCAAAAAUCGAGCCAGUUUUGGGAUACUAUGCGAGAACAACUUUUAAUGUACCUCACCAGGCGUGAGGAAUUCGAAGCACAAAUCGGGAACGACGACUGGUCACUUCCAUCAGUGCUUAAUGCCAUUCGUGGGAUUCUCGAGACUCUAGUACCCCAGCGUGAUCGUGCAUCAGUUGAGGAAACAUUCAACGUUGAAUUGCUAAUGCAACAGUUCCGAAUGGGGGUUGCGGAUCUCGUGAAGCUGGCAACAUGGCUCUCGCAACUUCUCAAAUGUCACUGUGCUCCGAUGAGAGAUGAUUGGGUUGAUGAAAUGGUUACCCAGCUCAGCAACGGUGAUCGCAAUGGUGAUGUGACGUUGCUAGUGGCCGGCAUGCAGAAUUUGCUUGGUGUAUUGGAAGCCAUGAAACUUGUGAGCGGGUAAUGAUCACUUUACCAAAGUUCGUACUGAUAUUUCUAUAGGAUGUUGCCAAUCAUCAAAUUCGUUGCCUACGGCCUCUCUUGAUCGAGGAUACAGUUCAUUUUGAGCAGAAGUAUUUCAUGAAGAAGAUUGCUAUGCGAAAGCUUGAACUGGCUGAAUCACACGCCUGGUAUGGACGUGCUAGUUGUUUACCAGAUGUUAUUCCAUUGGAUUCCUCGAUGCAAUCACAGGUGCCAACUUGGAAUUUCAUGAAAGCACUCGUGGCUCUCACAUUACCAUCACGAGGAGAGGCAAUACCGCAGACCUUUGCAUUUGACGAAGAUCGUAUGGUCAAAUUUCGUACUGACAUGCAAGAUUUGAUCAAUUUUGAAAUCUGCAUGUUCAUGUACCGAGGCUUGGAGACUCAAAAUCGACAAGAAGCCAGAAUCGCGAGGGAGGAUACUCCAAACAUGUCUGCGACUUCAUCUCCUUUCUUCCGACCUGCGUCGCCUGCAGACAAUACUAUGCUUUCGUCACCUACAAUCCCAUCACCACACCAUUUUACAUCCCGAACGAAACUUGCAGCCCAGGAACGGGGCCAUUUCAUUCGCACGUUAACAGGUCGACAAAUCUGGAUUCCUAACGUGGAAGAUGAUAUGGCGAUGUCCUCAGCCGAUUCGAGUCCAAAUUCUUCACCGACUUCCAUUGCAUCUGAUUCUGAAUUGCAUAUCCCUACGCCAUUUUAUCUCUCAGUACCUGUUUCCGAUACCUCAAUCCAAGCCCGUACUUCUCUGCAGGCCAUACUUGCAUCCGUGACCACCGCCGAUAAGUGGAAUACUCUACAUCCAGCAUUGGCAUUGGAAAUUCUGCGCUUGACGAAUACAUCACUCACACGACUACCACAGUUUGAAUCACAUCUAGCAUUCCACAUCUCAAAUCCUAGCUCACGAUAUUACCAGGAGGCAGAGCAACGCGUUUUAUCUCAACUAUUUCCGGUUCUUCAGAAGCUUGUGACGGCAUACACACCAUUGACAAGCGUACAAAUCUUUGAUGCCGCGGUUGGACCCAAAUCUGGUCCUGGAAAUUCACAAACACAAGCUGCUGGUGCCAAGGCAGAAAUUGACGAAGUUGCAACAAGAAUCGCCCACAUGGGUAUUCUGCACUGGAGAGUUUGGGCUCCAUUGGCCUACUUGGUUAAUCCAGACGCGGAAGAACAGACUGAUAUGAACACCAUAUCAUGAGUUUGAAAUUUGAAGCUGGGUCUAUCUGAUUAGAGUCAAAGCCUAUGCCGGUCUAACUCUCGGUUAGCCUCAGCAUACGUUGGGCUUCAAGGGCUGGAUGUUGGGCAUGUCUAGAUUGGACCGCCACCCCUAUUUCAUUUGUUUACUUUUUUUUUGUUUUGCAUCUUGCAUCUGAGGUUUUCGUCUUGCCAGCCUGCUUUUUCCAUAGAUACCCAUCCGACCGCCUUGUGGAGGACGCACAUAUUGUAGUAUAGAUUGGGAAGAAAAAUUGUCCUGUUGUGUUCUUUUUUUUUGUUACGGAGAGGCGCAUGAAUUUGGAAUUGGUGGGGAUUGGAAUGGGGGCAAACAUUGGAAAGAGAGAAGCUCUUCUCUUUUGCCCCUGACUCAAAAUGAUAGACAUUUUUUGGGCAGAAAACCUCAUUUCUUUAUUCUCUCUCUCUCGCUUUUGUUGGCUGUACUAUCUUUUUUCUCUUCUAGAUAUAUAGAUGGGGAUGGGGGGAUGGAGCUACCACCACCACCUGGAGGGCUCCUGGGCAACACAUUUAUCAACUUUUUUUUUUGUUUUGUUAUCGAAUUGAAUUGGCUGGCAUGUUUUUGGGGCGCAAGAUUGGGAAUGGGUGGAACCUGAAUCCUUUUCUUUUGUAUUGUACUGUGUCCGUCUUUUUUUAGCGUUUGACAUUUGUGGGAGUUUUUUAGUUUUUUUUUGUUUAUGAUGGGGGGGAGGAAGGAGGGGGUAUGAGUUGUGUGUUUUAGCUUUGGUUUUGGGUUUUGGUUUAUAGUAGGUUAGGUUAGCUUAAUUAGAUGAGAUGGGUAUUGAGUAUUGGCUUAUCUUGACGGUUUUUGAUGGUUGUUGUUUUUUUGUGAGGGUGUUUUAAGGUGUUAGAGAGGGAGAGUGGAGGGAUGGACUUUUUGGGGGAUUGUUUUGUGAUUGGUUUGAGUGAGUGAUUGAUUAAGUGAUGGAGCUUGACUAUCGUGGAGAAGUAGGAGAAUCGGGUUUGGGUUCUUACUAGGCAGUUCGGUACUUGAGUUAGAGAAGUACUACUGUAGUAGGGAGUAGGGAUGGGAAGGUUAUACUUGUAUAGUAGUAGCGUGUUAAAUGAGUAGAGUAGAGUAGAGGCACCGAGUUGAGUUAAGUUUACUUAAUAGCUUUUAGCCCUACUCUAAUCUACUCUAACACACUCGCUAAGAAUUAAGUACUAUAGGUUAGAGUACUACUUAAUAGUAGGGAGAGGGAGAGAGAGUCGGUACGGGGUUCUCCGGCUAGCUAGCUAGCUUUGGUUUAGCUGAGCGAGUCGAGUAGGUACUAGCACUUGUAAAUACCGUACGGAGUAAAGCUAUUUUAUUCUGUCUUAUUUGGCUUUUUAGUACGGAGUGAGGAAAUGUG
Hymenoscyphus albidus is the source of this 4383-nucleotide messenger RNA. The record is from the annotation of a GenBank genome assembly. NCBI's taxonomy places the organism in Eukaryota, Fungi, Ascomycota, Leotiomycetes, Helotiales, Helotiaceae.